AGCACCUAAACAAAAGCAAAAAAUUACUUUGCAUUAGAAUAAACGAAUAGUAAAAAUUGAGUGAAUAGUUUGGCAAAAUGGAAAGUGUUGACAAAAUUCCACUUUGCCCAGCAUCAAGCGAAACUAUGUCCUCAGUGGCAGGCGUCGGCACAAUGCUCAAUGAGCGUACGCCAACAUCCACACACACCACAAAGGCAGCGGCAACAAGUCCACAUACACCACCACCACCACCAACACCAGCAUUAUCGCCACUGGUGACUGCACAAACGCCAUUCCAGUCGCCGGUAGCAGCUACAACGCCCCUACAGCCACCGGUGCAAACUUUUGCAACGCCAUUACAUCGAAAGAAAGGGCGCCUACAGCGCUCCGAACGCUUGCAAACUGUGGACAAUAGUUCCACUAAUUGCAGCAGCGCCAGCGCCGGUGCCAGUGCCAGUGCCAGCAAUGCAACGACAACGCCUACUUCGUUUUCAGCCUGGGAGGCUUUGGUCAAGGAGAGUUUCGGACAAAUAGCGUGGCCAAUAAAAAUCACUUCAUGGGAAUUGGUCGAUGACCGGGUGAAAAUCGUGCCGAACAGCUCCUCGGCUACUGAGUUAAUAUCCAGACGCGGCGUUUUCUCACGUCAUCAUUACGGCUCGGUGGAUCAGCUACCGCAAUCCGAUUUAGAUGGAUUAGAUCCGAAUUUUAAACGUUUUCGUGUAGAAACCGGUGAUUCAUUGGCCGAAAAGGAUGAGGUCUUUGGCUCGCCCAGCACACCCAUAUUGGAGAAUCCUGAGCAUCAAACGCGCUGGUAUUUCAAAUACUUUUUGGGCAAAUUACAUCAAAACUAUGUCGGCAUGGAUGCAGAAAAAAAUCCUUACUUUCUUUCGGUUGUGUCACAAGAGUCCGGACAUCAGGGCGCACCAAUGUAUCGAGCAAUAUUAUUUCGAAAACAGGGCACACAGAAAAUUGCACUACCCUAUCAGGCCAAUCAAAAGCUGACGGUAAAACAAAUAUUGACACAUUUCACUGGCAUGGACGCAUCAGCUAAGAAUCCCAAAGAGAUAUUUACAGCCGAUAUACAAAAGGAUUUGCUUUUACUUGAGGAACAAGAGGGUUCAGUGAAUUUCAAAUUCGGUGUAGUGUACAUGAAGCCAGGACAAGAGUGUGACGACGAAAUGCUGAGCAAUCAAGACGCUAGUCGAGACUUUGAGGACUUCCUGCACAUACUGGGCGAACGGGUACGUCUAAAAGGCUGGGAUCGCUUCCGUGGUGGAUUAGAUGUGAAAGGCGAUAUGACUGGCAAAUAUUCGGUGUACACGCUGUACGAGGGCCACGAGAUAAUGUUCCAUGUGUCGACGCUGCUGCCAUACUCCCGGGACAAUCGACAACAGGUGGAACGCAAACGACAUAUCGGCAAUGAUAUUGUUAACAUUAUUUUCAUUGAUCAGCCAAGCGCGAACAAGGCCAACUCGAUUAGCGCGCAAAGGGAUGCGCUGGCAGUGCAAAGUGGGCUGGGUGGCAGCGAAUACAUACUGCCGACAGCAUUUGAUCCCACAUGGAUUAAGAGCCAAUUUACACAUAUUUUUGCGGUUGUCACGAAAAUCGACCAUGCCUACCGGUUGGCGGUGUUUUGCGAUGAGAAUGUGCCACCCUUCGGACCGACGCUUCCAAAUCCACCAGAAUUUACGGACAUUGCUAUGUUUCGGGAAUUUCUGCUUGUUAAAAUGAUCAACGCUGAGAAGGCAACUUUUCAAACGCCAAUAUUUUCACAAAAACGCGAGCGGACUUUGGAUAUGUUGAUAAAAGAUUUAUAUGAAGAUUAUGUGGGUGAUAGUAAGCUGAAUAUGCUAAAUAGACGCGCCUUCUCCGAAGUGCUGUACGAUGUGCCGCGCACAUCAAAAUUAAAAGAAGACGCGCGCCAAAUUGAGUUCGUGCGCAUUGGCCAGGCACUCAAAUUGGAGGCAAUAGUACGUGGCGAUGCGCCAACUAGCAUUGCAUCGGCCAGUCCCUGCACGAUAUUUCGCAAGCCACCGUGGGAGCCGCAUUGCUUCUAUCCAACUUUUCUACACCGCGGCACACUGGCAGGCGAUUCGUUCGGUUGCAACGACGACAGCUUAUUUAUUGCCACCGACGAUGGCACAUUUCUGAUGAAAGAGGAUCAAUCACAUCAACUUAUCUUCGAUAAGUCAUUUCAAGUACGCCAACUCAGCGUAGUGGAGGACCAUGGGCUUGUGCUGAUACGUGGCGGUUCGCUAACUAAUCGUGACGCACACCGCAUGCAUGUCUUUCGUUUGCGUGAAUUCCAACCAAAAUAUGCAGAGGAGUCGCUACGUUGUCGCAGUCGCGCCGAAGUGAAGGAGCGACGCAUCGAACGCACACGUGGCUGUCAUUUAUAUGCGAGUUCACGUAUUAGCGGUGGCCAUUUGCGUUUAGUGGUGGCAGUCAACCGUAAAUUACAACUAUUCCAAUGGAAGCACACAGCCGCCUGGGCGUCGUGGUGUCCGGAGAAUGACACAGAAACGGUGGAGGGUUUCAUCUUCCAAAAGGAAAUCACGCUGUGUGAGUCGCCAAGCAUAAUUACGCCGCUGGAGGGACCGACUAACACUAAUGCGGGUGGACUCAUUUGCGUUGGCUACAAAUAUCACUACGAAAUUGUGUGUGAUCAAACGGGCACGGCCACAAGACUCUAUGACUUGGAGACAGCAAAGAGGAAUCAGGCACAGCUGACGGCGGCCAUCGAACUCUGCGAUGGCUUGGAGACGGAACUACUUUUGUGCUACAAUCACACCUGCCACUUCCAAAAGCUGAGUGACCGUGAUGGCACGAAAAAUGACUUCGAUUUCCAUUGGAAUACUUCGCCCACGGCAGUUGUAUGCGCAUUCCCCUACAUACUCGGUUUCACUUCGGACUCAAUAGAAAUACGGCUACUGGUGAAUGGAAAUUUGGUGCACACGGCCAUGAUGCCAGAACUGCAGCUGAUCACCUCAAAACGCGACAUAUUCUUUGUUACCACAGCACCUGAAUUUAUGUCUAAGGAUCUACACAUUAAAGGUUUGCAAAUAAAUGAAUUCUCAGCGUCAGAACGCCGUUUGGUCAACACACCGAGUGAGGCCUCGUCUAACGAAGAACUCUCACAAGGUGAACUGCUAUGCUCAACUCCCAAAGAUGUGCUCAUCAACCCUGAACACGAACUUACCAAUUUGCUGGAGAUACCCAACGCAAGUAUUCCAUUGCCCCACAUACACCGUGCUCGCUCGCUGCAAAAGACACACAAUGUUUACGACGAAAAGCCGGUGAUUGCCAAGAGUAAUUCCUGCGGUGACACCGACAACCGAUUUAGCGGUUUGCGCAGCAACUCCAUCAUUGCAGAUCACCUGCAGCAGCAGCAAUGUGUGCCACCAAACUCACCCCGCCAUACCGCUAGCAAUGGCAGCAAUAACGCUACCAGUAGCAGCAGCAACAGCAACAGCAACAGCAGCAAAAGUAGUCAACAUUCGCCAAUGUCGCCCACACGGCGCACAUCGAAAUAUCGUAAUCUCUUUAAUAGUGUCGGAAGCGGUGGCGGGGGCGGAAAUUCGCCCAACAUCAUCACGGAUGGUGGUUGUUCCUGCUCGCCAGACCGUCUGAAACCGUUGCGCGUCUAUCGCAUUCCACUGGCCAAAUUGACUGGCGCCCACUCACACUUUCACAUGCAUGCAUUCAACGCCGCAAUGACAGCAGCGCCGCAUACAACACAGCACUUGAAUGCAUUUUCGUUGACGAAGCGCCAAAAGUCAAUGGAUGCGCAUUUGUCGUUGUCGAUGAGCAGCAGUCCCGGUGUUGUGUACCACGAAUGACAAAUGCGCGAAGUGAAGGCGAAUG
Messenger RNA from Rhagoletis pomonella (apple maggot), 3843 nucleotides. Its product is annotated as GTPase-activating Rap/Ran-GAP domain-like protein 3. The transcript has 15 exons. Bases 78 to 3818 code for a protein of 1246 amino acids. Gene Ontology annotation, molecular function: GTPase activator activity. Lineage: Eukaryota; Metazoa; Arthropoda; Insecta; Diptera; Tephritidae. The record is from RefSeq and is a predicted model, not a curated record. Gene Ontology annotation, cellular component: cytoplasm. Gene Ontology annotation, biological process: regulation of small GTPase mediated signal transduction; activation of GTPase activity.